UAACCAACAGCAACCUGAUUUUAAAAUCAUUCCAGAAAUCCUCAAAAGUACGUACCAAGAACUUGCGUAUUCUUUAUCAUGUUUUGUGAUUGAAGCCAGGCGUGCAGAUGGUUCCCCCUACCCCCCAAGAACUUUAUAUCAAAUUUGUUCGGGGAUUCUGCGGUACAUGCGAGAGGAGGGAGUUCAUGAUAUGAACUUUUUAGAUGUCAAAGAUGCCCGUUUCCAUGACUUCAGGAAAACUCUUGACGCGCGAAUGAAGGAGCUAGCAUCCCAAGGAAUAGGAGUGUCUAUCAAGCAAGCGGAUCCGUUAACGCCGGAACAAGAAGACGUCCUGUGGGAGAAAAAAUUACUGGGAUCACAUACUUCAAAAAGUUACAUCAACACUGUAUUUUAUUACAACUGCAAACUUUUUGGACUCCGUGGACUAGAUGAACACCGAAAAUUAGAGGUAUGUCAAAUCAAAUGUGGCGAUUCUGAUGGCAAGGCAUACAUUGAAUUUUGUGGGCGCACAUCAAAGAAUUUCUCCGGAGGAUUACACCAGAGGAACAUUCUUGCCAAGACGAUACGCCACUACUCGGAAUCCGGUACACUCCGCAGUUUGUUUGAUGUUUAUUCGUCCUACAUUUCCCUGGUGGGGGAAGGAUCAUUCUAUAGACGACCACUCCCAGGACCCGAACCACGUUUUGGAAUCCAACCUAUAGGGGUCAGCAAGUUGGGAACCAUUAUCAAGACCAUGUGUGCCGAGGCAGGGUUCUUGGGGAACUUUUCAAAUCACUCGGGGAAAAGGACCUGUGCAACGACAUUAUUUCAGUCCGGUUUUGAAGAGCAACAGAUUAUGGAGAGAACGGGCCACCGUAGUUCCGCAGUUAGAACCUACAAAAGGCAAUCGGAGCAACAACUCCUUGAAGUAAGUAGAGCACUGGAGCCGCCCCAAAAAUCCAUAAAACAAUGUGACGACGAGAAGGAAAAUGCCAUUAUUCCGAAACCGGAGCCAGCGGAGCAUGACGGGAAGGAAAAUUCUGCUAUUCUACCUAAACACCCUCAACAGGAUGUGCGAAUUCCUAUGGCCAGUAUGGGAGAUAAAGUUAUCCGAUUCGAAAAUUGUUCCGUUUCGAUGUCUUUUUUGUAAACCGUGAUUUUAAAAUUUCUGUGAAGGAGAGUGUCAUUAUUCCAAAACUGGAGGAUGCCCGCCGGGGAGGAACAUUCUACCUAAAUAGCUUGCACAGGAUGUGCGAAUUUAUAUAGGAGAACGAUAUCCGCUUAGAAAAUUGCUCUGUGUCAAUUUAUUUUUUGUCAGUAUGUAAAGAAUUUCUAACAUUUGUGCUUUGAUUUAAACUGUAUUUUCUGCCUCAGAAGAGCGGGAUAUUGUCAAUAUUUUAGAAAUGUCAUAAGUUGUGUAAAAGUUGCAAUGUUUUGUGCCUUUUUCUUGUUUUAUUCAGUUCAUUAAAAUUUAGAAACGA
Saccostrea cuccullata (small rock oyster) is the source of this 1460-nucleotide messenger RNA. RefSeq lists its product as uncharacterized. The transcript has 2 exons. Gene Ontology annotation, molecular function: DNA binding. NCBI's taxonomy places the organism in Eukaryota, Metazoa, Mollusca, Bivalvia, Ostreida, Ostreidae. The record is from RefSeq and is a predicted model, not a curated record. Gene Ontology annotation, biological process: DNA recombination; DNA integration. The coding region runs from base 167 to 1129 and encodes 320 amino acids.